AUGGAGAUGGCCGGCCCCGUCUCCUCGGCGCCCCGGACCGUCGAGGACAUCUACAAGGACUACGCCGGCCGCCGCGCCGGCCUCGUCCGCGCCCUCACCUCCGAUGUGGACGAGUUCUACGGCAUGUGCGACCCAGAGAAGGAGAACCUGUGCCUGUACGGGCUCCCCAACGGCGGCUGGGAGGUGUCGCUUCCGGUGGAGGAGGUGCCGCCGGAGAUGCCCGAACCGGCGCUCGGGAUCAACUUCGCCAGGGACGGCAUGAAGCGCCGCGACUGGCUCUCGCUCGUCGCCGCGCACUCCGACGCCUGGGUCGUCUCCGUCGCAUUCUUCUUCGCCGCCAAACUCAACGCCAACGAGAGGAAGCGCUUAUUCAACAUGAUUAAUGAUCAUCCAUCUGUGUAUGAAACAAUGACUGACCGGAAGGGAAGGGAGAAUAAGCCUGGUGUUGAUAACAGCAGCAAAUCCAGGCACUCAACAAAGCGAUCAAACGAUGGCAAGACAAAGAACUCAAGAGUGGCAGUUGUUGAAGAUGGGUAUGGGGAUGAUGAAGAACACAGCGAAACCCUCUGUGGUUCUUGCAGUGGUCUCUACAACUCAAGUGAGUUCUGGAUUGGAUGCGACAUUUGUGAGCGGUGGUUCCACGGCAAAUGCGUGAGGAUAACUCCAGCGAAAGCGGAACAGAUAAAGCACUACAAGUGCCCUGAUUGCAGCUACAAGAAAAGCAGCAGGCAAUAA
Miscanthus lutarioriparius is the source of this 735-nucleotide messenger RNA. Lineage: Eukaryota; Viridiplantae; Streptophyta; Magnoliopsida; Poales; Poaceae. The record is from the annotation of a GenBank genome assembly.